CGCCCGAGGAAGAGCAGGGUGACAGGACUUGUACCCAGCCGGCAGGCAGGGCCAGGCUGGCCCGGGCCUUCCCUGCACACCGCGGUCCUGCUCUUAUUUUGAUGGAUUUAAGGCUCCCUUUCAGGCACCGGUAUUAAUGACGCCUUCUCCCUCUCUCUCUCUCUCCCCUGUUUUUCUCUCCCCUUGCCCCCCCCUCCCGCCAGGUCCCUACGCGGUUCUAACCAAGGACACGCUGCCCCAGACGUACAAGAGGAAACGCUCCUGGUCCAGGGCUGUUUUUUCCAACCUGCAGAGGAAAGGUUUAGAAAAACGGUUCGAAAUCCAGAAAUACGUCACUAAACCGGACAGAAAGCAACUGGCGGCGAUGCUGGGGCUGACAGAUGCUCAAGUGAAGGUCUGGUUCCAGAACCGGCGGAUGAAGUGGCGGCACUCCAAGGAGGCACAGGCCCAGAAGGACAAGGAGCCGCCGCCGGAACCGGAGCCGGAGGGCCAGCGAGCCAGCGGGCCGCCCGCCGCCGCCGCCGGGGAGCCCGAGCGCAGCCCCAGCCGCUCCGAAGGCGACAGCGACAGCAGCGACGCCGAUUCCCUCGACAUGGCCCCCAGCGACACGGAACGGACUGAGGGCGCCGAGCGGAGCCUGCCCGCCGCCGCCGGGCUCGGCAAAUCCUCCGGCAGCACCGGCCUCCCCUCCCCGCCGCCCGCCGCCGCCGCCGCCAGCCCCGACCCGCGGAGCGGCCUAUAGACGGGGCGGCCCCGCCGCGCCCGCCCCGGGGACAUGAGCGCUAAUUUAUCUCCCUUUCUUCGCCCCGGGAGCGCGGAAAGGGCGACCCGGCACCGGCCCGGUCCCGCCCGCGGCCAGCGACCGGCCCGGCCCGGGGAGAGGAGCCGAGGACGCGGGCGGAGAAGUGACCCCCGGCCCCGGGACGGCUGUGCGGGAGGCGGCCGCCGUUCCCUUCAGGCUGCUCGCAGGAGAGCGGGAUUUCUCUAUUAUUAUUUUUUUUUUUAAUUUUAUUUUAUUCUCCGUCUCCCGCCCCUUGUCCUCUCCAGGAAAAUCUGAGCGAGGGACUCCGAGAACGUGCUCCGAAAUCCCUCUCUUCCCCCCCCGCCCCCCAAGCCCCCAAGCAAUUUACAAUGUGAAGUAUUUUUGCCAAACGUCCUCAUCGGUUGCAACGUGUUGCUUCGAAUAAUCCGGCCAAGAAAUACUGCACUGACAAAAUAUAUAAAUAUAUAUAUAUCUAUCUCCUGUAAAUAAAAUGUUUGCUAUGGUUUGUA
Molecule: messenger RNA, 1272 nt
Organism: Calidris pugnax (ruff)
Lineage: Eukaryota; Metazoa; Chordata; Aves; Charadriiformes; Scolopacidae
Gene: HLX
Product: H2.0-like homeobox
Exons: 2
Coding region: 137-742 (201 amino acids)
Biological process (GO): regulation of DNA-templated transcription
Molecular function (GO): DNA-binding transcription factor activity, RNA polymerase II-specific; sequence-specific DNA binding
Source: RefSeq, a predicted model, not a curated record